Molecule: messenger RNA, 2640 nt
Organism: Emiliania huxleyi CCMP1516
Lineage: Eukaryota; Haptophyta; Isochrysidales; Noelaerhabdaceae
Exons: 8
Coding region: 43-2178 (711 amino acids)
Biological process (GO): DNA replication
Cellular component (GO): nucleus
Molecular function (GO): DNA binding
Source: RefSeq, a predicted model, not a curated record
CGUCCGUCUUGUCAAAAAAGAGAUAAAGUACCGCCCACAUUCAUGCUCGACGAGGGCUGCAUCGAGCUCAUGCACAGCGGGCAAACCGCCGGCCAGGCCGGGGCCAACCCCUACCGCGUGCAGAUCAUCGACAUCAAGCCGAUCAAGAAUCCGCAGGGCGGCGCGGCGGACCGCCACCGUCUCGUCAUCUCGGACGGCCGCCACUACAUGCAGGCGAUGCUCUCCACCUCGCUGAAUCCGAUGCUCGAGCGAGACGGGAUCCGUGCGCUGAGCAUCGUGCGCCUCGACAACCACAUCAUGAACAACGUGCAGAACCGCAAGGUCAUCAUCAUCCUGCAAUUCACGCUCAUCUCAAACGACCAGCCGCAGAUCGGCCACCCGCAAAAGCUCGACGAGACCGGCGGCCAGCAAGGAGCGCCGCCGCAGACUCACGCGGGGGCGCCGCAGGAGGGGGGCUACCCCGGCGCGGCGCCCGGCGGCUACGCGCCGCCGCCGCAGCAGCAGCAGUGGCAGCCGCCGCCGCAGCAGCAGCAGUACCCGCAGCAGGGGGGCUACCAGCAGCAGCCCCCGCAGUACCAGCAGCAGCCCCCGCAGUACCAGCAGCAGGGCGGGUACCAGCAGCAGGGCGGGUACCAGCCCCCCCCGAAGCGGCAGCAGGGUCCCGACCAGCAGCCGCAGCAGCAACCCUACGGUCAGCCGCCGCAGCAGCAGUACGGCCAGCCGCAGCCCUACGGCCAAGCGCCGCAGGGCUACGGCCAGCAGGGCUACGGCCAGCAGGGCUACGGCCAGCCGCCGCAGCAGCAGCACGGCGCCCCCCCCCAGUACGGCGGCGCGGGCCCCUCCUACGGCCAGCCGCAGCAGCAGUACGGCGGCCCGCAGCAGCACCAGCCGGCGUACGGCGGGGGCGGCGCGGUGCAGCGCGACAGCAGCGGCAACAUCCUGCCCAUCGCUGCGCUGACGCCGUACACGAACCGGUGGAAGAUCAAGGGGCGCGUGGUGCUCGACAAGACGGGCGACAUCAAGGUGACGGGCUUCAACCAGGAGUGCGACUCCUUGUUCGACAAGAUCGAGCCCGGCCGCUGCUACUUCAUCUCGGGCGGCCAGCUCAAGCCCGUCGACCAGCGGUACAACAAGACGUCGCACCAGUUCGAGAUCACGCUCAACCGCGGCUCGGCGAUCGACGAGACGGAGGACGACCCCGCCAUCCCCAAGCAGGAGUUCCAGUUUGCGCCGCUGCCCGCGAUCGAGACGAUGGCCGACGACUCGUACUGCGACGUGCUCGCGGUGGUGGCGCAGUGCGACGAGCCGCUCACGUACACAAACAAGGCGGGCAAGGAGGUGACCAAGCGCGUGAUGCACCUCGCCGACAAGAGCGGCAAGUCGAUCGAGGCCACCGUCUUUGGCUCGGGCGCCACCGACGACCGGCUGCAGGCGCACGCGGACGUGGUGCUCGCGAUCAAGGGCGCAAAGGUGGGCUCGUGGAACACAAAGUCGCUGACGCUGUGGGGCGACACGCACUUCGAGCCCAACCCGGACACGGCCGAGGCGCACGACUUGAUGGGCUGGUGGCGGCACACGGGCUGCUCGAUGCAGCGCGCGCACAUCUCCGUCUCGGGCGGCGGCGGCGGCGCCUCGCGCGACUCGCCGCGCAUCCUCUUCUCGGACAUCGAGGAGCGCGCGAUGGGGAUGAACGGGACGCCCGAGUACUUCAGCGUCAACUGCUUCAUCACGCACAUCCGCACCGACCAGCGCACGCUCUGGUACAUCGCGUGCCCAAACUGCAAGAAGAAGGUGCAGGGCGCGAGCGAGGAUAUGCUCGACGGCCACUGCGAGAAGUGCAACGCGCCGACGACGGGCACGCGCCGCUGGAUCUUCACGGGGCAGUGCAACGACCCCUCGGGCUCGCGGUACGUCUCCUUCUUCGACGACACCGCCGUCCGGCUGCUCGGAGGCCGCACCGCCGACGAGAUGGCGCCGACGAAGGAGUCGGACAGCAGCCGGUUCGACGCGCACUUUCUGAAGCACUCCUUCCAGCGGGUGGUGAUGAAGUGCCAGGUCAAGUCCGACACGUACAACGACGAGCAGCGCAUCAAGGUGAGCUGCCAGAACUUCGAGCCGCUCAACCCAGUCGCCGAGGGGCGCCGCCUUCUCGCCGAGAUCGCGUCGAUGGGCGCCUGAAGGGGCUGUCGGCCCGGCGGCUCUGCCUCUGGCGGCGCCGGCAUGUGCUGGGGAGGCAUGUGGUCUGUUCUCGGCCCCUCGCUUGCGCGCGCGGUGCGGCGAAGCCGUCGACGUGGGAGGGGCUGGGGGAGGGGGUGAGAGGGAGGGUAGCGCCUCCAGCGCAAGGCCAUGGGGGCCAUGCUUGACGCUGCCGUUGGCACUGUCCGCUCGCCGCGCAAGCCGUGCAGAAAGCAACUGUCUAGCCGCGCCGCCGCGCGGUACUUUCGCGUCGUCUGGGGCCUCUGCGCCCUCUGUUUUUGUGCAUACAGUCUUGGGAGGCGAGAGAGCGAGCGGGCGCGUCUCGCUUCACGCUUGUUUGUGUUUUCCCGGGAGGCGGGAGUUGACUUUUUGGUGUCAUGUUGCCUCCUUGUCCUACUUGUCGCGGGGGAUAGUGCGUGUGGCGAAAAAAAAAAUUGCUAGCUC